Peronospora farinosa is the source of this 2172-nucleotide messenger RNA. Lineage: Eukaryota; Oomycota; Peronosporomycetes; Peronosporales; Peronosporaceae. The record is from the annotation of a GenBank genome assembly.
AUGGAUCAGAAUCUUGGAAAUUCCGAGGCUGUUCACUUAGCACAGGCAUCGGACUGGAAGGGAUUACAACGGCUAUUAGAACGAGAUCCAUCGAUGGCUAAGCAACGUGGUGAUCACGGUAUGCUUCCUAUCCAUUGGGCUUGUACUGUACGUCGUGUACCAUUGUCCCUUCUUGCAAAACUACUUCAAGCAUAUCCGGAAGGAGUUCAAGCUAAAAAUGAAGGGGCAUUACUGCCACUUCAUAUUGCUAUUCGAGCACGUGUACCAGCUUCAUGUCUUCGAAAACUUGUACGUGCUUAUCCGGAAGCUGUGAGUGAACGGACACCGGAUGGUGUCUCGGCUCUGAAAAUGGCACAAGACAUUGGACUGGAUGUAGAUAGUUUAAAGGUGCUUUAUCGAGCGCACGAACGGACGAGUCUUAUUCAGCAACAUAUUAGUGGAGAUAGCAGCUCAUAUGAUCGACGGAAUGUGGAAUUUGAUUCGAAACGAGGGAUGAGUGAACAGGAAAAAGGUGAAGCUUCUUGGAUCAAAAGACCGGAAGAUGAAGACAAUGAGUGGACUGAUACUAUUGUACCGGAGCCUUUCGUGGGAAAUACUGACUUUGGCGGGUUUCUUUAUGUCGGUGAUGAUGGGGAGCUAGACGGGGUUGAAAAGUCAGCUUUGGAGCCAGAAGAUAGCAUCAGUAUGAUGAGUGAACAGUCACUGCUGAGCGACAUUGACGGACUUGACACGCCACAUGACCAUCUUGUGUCGCCAUUUUCGACUAGCAUUGGCAGCCAAGAUGACGUCAGAACUCCAAGCUCUGGGUUGUCAUUUAGCACUGCCCGACUUCACUCCGGCAGUCGUCGCGGAUUACUUGAGGAUCGGAGCCACCAGAAAUUUCAAUUGAAGCAGAAACGUAUGCAAGACACAGCAUCGUUGCUUGCCCAGCUACAAAAAAAUGGUGUCGUCUCGGAGUGUGAGCUGCGAACGAUGAUGUCAGCGAUGAGUGCCGAUGCUGCUGUGGGAAGAAACGAAGAAGACGCACCGAGCCGGAUCCACAGUCGUCACCUGUCGCUACCCCUCAUGCCUAGCUACGAAAACUUCCAACAGAAUUUAAGCUUCCAAUUCUACAAUGAGGCGAAUGACGAGGCUGAAUACGGCGGUAAUGACAGCAUUGAAGGAGGUGCGACAGGUGCUCAAGUCGGUCCAAAAGACCGGCUUUUUCAUUCAGCACGAGGACUCUCUCGGCGAUCAGCUACACGUAGCGGGUCACAAAGAGGCUCGCCGCCAUUGUUCCGAAGGCCACAUCGUCGGGCGUCACACGGAUCAAAUGACCGAGACCAUUUUGACCUUGCACCUGAGUGGAAGCAUGACGGCGAAUGCUCGAUCUGCCGUGCCAGUUUCGGCAUGUUCAAGCACCGCCACCACUGUCGCAAUUGCGGCAAAUCUAUCUGCAGCCAGCACAGUGCGGACAAAAAAAUCUCGAUCGAAGAUAAGGGGUUUACUACCCCGCAACGUGUGUGUGUCACGUGCUACGCCAUGAUCACACAUAGUCGAUCGCUAAAGCAUGACCUUGAGCUUGAAGACAAUGGCCGUGACAGUUCAUUGCUCAACCCCGUUGCCUUUCAGCAGCACUGUGCGUUCACUUCAGGAGCUGGUGCUAGUGAUCGUUAUGGUGCUGAUGAUGCCUCUUUUCCAUCUUUGACUGCCCCGUUGCCCAAUCGAAACAUUGCUCUUGGAGGUUCGCGAAGCUUCACCAUCAGCGAUCGGAGUCUUAGUGCAUCGCCUACAUUUGGACGUAACGGAAAGUCUCGAAAUCCAGGUGUCCUAGCUGCAAGUGAAUCAACUGGAGGAGCUGGGGAUCGCAGUACCACAAAUUAUACGUCAAGACUGAGCGGGGCACCGUCCUCAGCUGUGCACGAGCUGCGUAGUUUACUGGCUUCACAGCAAAAGCAGAUUGAGCAGCUUGCUCAAAGCAACAUGCAGAUGCAACAGCAGCUUCUCGAGCAAGAAGAGUUAAAAGCUGAGACGAUGCUGCUUAUUACUCAACUGAUGACACGCGUUUCAGUGCUAGAACUGCAACAAGAUCGAAGUUUCCGAGACAACAAACGCCAAAGUGUUGGAACUGGAGACAGCGAGGAUGAGGACGAGGAGUUUCCUCAAGAUGACAUCAGCCCGUGUAAGCGGUAG